AUGGAAGAACGAAGGAACUAUUCGAAUUUCUGUAACAAUAUAAGACGAUAUCACGCGAAAAAGCAUCAGCAGCAGUUUUAUGACUUCACCAUCAAAGACAAAAAUGGCGUCGAGUUUAAAUCCCACAAAUUUAUUCUUGCUUCACAGUGCAGUUACUUUGCGGGUUUAUUCCGCAUACAUCCAAACUCCAGUGAGACUACCUUUGCAGAUUUUUCGCUUGACGAGAUCAAGAUGUGCAUUGAAUAUUUGUAUACAUACAAAGUGAAACUCACCGGUAAGAACGUUCAAAAUAUGCUAUUAUUUGCCGACUACAUCAAUCUAACAGACGUGCGCGAAAUUUGCAUAAACUUCAUCAUCAAACACAUCGACCGGUCGAAUUGCGCCCACGUAAUAGAGCUUGGUUACUCACUGGGAAUAGAAGAAUUCGUCGAAGCCGGGAACGAAUUCGCUAAGAAAAACCUUAUCAAACCUAUACGUGAUCUCGAUGAAGACACUAUCGUCAAGGCUGCGUGUAUGCAGCAAGAGCGCGUGACGAUCAUGACCCGGAAGCAAUGGUACCUAAACUUAAUGAAGCAGUGGCUGACAGCGCCACACGAUGUUUCGGGCUUUCAUGCUCGUGGAUCUUCAGUAUUCAACAAUGACUUGGACAAAUGGGCACCGAAAUUUGCGAUAGAUGGUAAAGUUUCGGAAUGUGACAUCUUUUAUUUCCACUCCCAACUUGAGAUGCAUCCGUGGCUUGAAGUGAAGUUUCCCUCUCCUGUGCUGAUCUCUUCAGUGACAAUUUUCAACCGUAAAAACAGCUGUUGGGCAAGACUAAGAAAUGUGGAGGUCAGAGCUGGAAUGAUGCCUGUCCCUGACGGAUUCACAGCCUAUGAUAGAGGAAACCAUAGCAACAAACGUAUUGACAUCAACUCUCAAUGUGGAUUUUUUGCAGGGCCACCAAAGUCAUUUAUAUUCACAGGGCAUGGCAUCAAGUUCGAAAAGCCUACGCUUGCUCAGUACAUUACUCUGCAGAUUUUAGGGGAGGGGGUUCUUCAGAUUAAUGGACUUAAAAUAAACGGGGGUGACCUAUUGAAUUAUGAGUGUGCAUUCUGACGCAUGCCAAACUUGCCAAUUGGCUUGCAUAGCUUUACAUACACUCGUACAAAUGUCAAAAAAAAAGAAAAAUAUGCUUUAAUUUGCAGCAUCUCUCUCAAUUUCAUCACAUGGAACUGUAACUGGUCCAAGCAGUAACUUCCCACGAGUCUCCUGUAGCUCAGAGUGGCUCUCAGUAGGGCAUCUGGACUAUAGUAACCAGACGGUCAUGACAGGUUUGACUCGUAUUGGGAGUACUCGCAUUUUUGUCCUGGGGGGGAUACUCCCCUAUAUAAGCCAUAUGGGUAUGUGCUGUCCUAAAGGGCAGGGUUUUUUUGCCGUUUUGGUCUGAUGAAGGGUGUAGACUUUCCUCAGUUUUGUUCUAGAAUCUGGUAUGGUUGUCAAGGGAACUACGGAAGUGUACGAACGUAUCUAUUGUUUCAAUUCCAAAUGAGUUUUUUGAGGCUGCUAAUCUAAGUAAUGAUGCCAUAAUUUCUUAAAGGCCGGGUCUGAGAAUGGGUAUGGAUUUUAGGGGCCAGGUCUGAAAACGGGUGUGAAAAAUGACAUUUUUUUGGUCUGAAAUAGGGUCAGGAUUUGGAGAACCGGGUGGCACACCCCCACCAAGAUUUCCCAGGCACACCUCCCUGGAUUUUUGUUUACCAGCCGCCAGUGUCACUGACUGAAAAAUCAUCUUUUUCAAGGUCCAAGUAGUUUGUAGAAUACCUCUCACAUAUGACUCCUGUAAAUGGCAUUGGGUUACGGAAGUUCCUUGCAGUUUGCUAUAGCUAGAGCAGACCACCGUGAUUUACUGGAAUUUCUUAGUCUGGCCGGUUCAAAUCAGUACCGUUAUUUAGGGAAUCAGCAAUAAUUCUUUUUCUCACAAUCUAGGUUCAUAACAGAAAUGAGCAGUUUGAGUUGCAAGCCAUACAGCUCAGACAAUGAGCUGUAAAUGCAAAACUGAUGUUCUUAAUAUAGCUUAAUAUCAUAUAAGUCAUAAUAAAAGAUUAAAAUGUUCAUAAGGAGGUUGCUGAAGUAGAAUGGUGAAGGAGAUAUUAUGAUAGUUUGUGGUUGGAAAUAUACACUGAACUCUGACUGCAUGUUUAAUGGAAGUUCUAAUUAAUGGGGAGAGGUAUGGACAUCCGUACGAAGGGGAAGAUGAAGAGGUUAAAUAAGAAAAACACCGUUUAAUCGGGUGGUGAUAGGAAUGUUUUUCAGGAACACGUAUGGCAGCACAUCAAGACUUUGUGACCGAACUUCAUUCUAAGUUUAGCUUAAAUUUUCUUGUAAGUUAAUAAAGCUCAUUAUUAUGAUAUACAGUGUUAGAAUUGAUUCCACCAUGCAAAAGCUCACACCAAACUUCAACUUAAUAUAGUCAUGUAAACACUACUUAGUUUGGAACCAUAACAAUGGAAACAAAUAUAAGUACUCCUUGAGGCAGGUUCCAGACACAAAUUAGCAAGUCACCCAUUAGUUAAAAAUCACAGUCUUUACCUACUUUUAGCAUCGUCUAAAGAGAAAAUACAUUAACAAGAUUAGAUAUAUCGUAGAAUAUCGAAAAAAGAAACAAUAACGUUCGAUUGCACUGCUCAAUAAUAUUUUUGCAUUGGCACACCAAGAGAGAGAGGCAGCUUUCUUUUAAUUAAUCACUCAAAUUUAAGUUAGAGCCACAUAGUGCCGUGUGCUGGUUGAAGAGUUUUCAUUUAAAUAGUUACACCGUAGGAUUCCAUCCACAGACUCAAACGUUAGAACUACAUACUAAAUAAAUAGUACCAUGUGAAAGUACUGCUGAAGAGGUUUCAUUUGAAUGGUAACACCACGGGAUUUCAUCCACAGACUCAAAAGUUAGAACUACAUACUAAAUAAAUAGUACCAUGUAAAAGUACUGCUGAAGAGGUUUCAUUUGAAUGGUAACACCACGGGAUUUCAUCCACAGACUCAAAAGUUAGAACUACAUACUAAAUAAAUAGUACCAUGUGAAAGUAUUGCUGAAGAGGUUUCAUUUGAAUGGGCACACCAUGGGAUUUCAUCCACAGACUCAAACGUUAGAACUACCUACUAAAUAAAUAGUAUCAUGUGAAAGUACUGCUGAAGAGGUUUCAUUCAUGGUAACACCAUAGGAUUUCAUCCACAGACUCAAAAGUUAGAACUACGUACUAAAUAAAUAGUACCGUGUGAAAGUACUGCUGCAGAAGUUUCAUUUAAUUGAAUGGUCACACCAUAAGAUUUCAUCUACAGACUCAAAAGUUGGAACUUGAAUAAAAUAAUAGUACCGUGUGAAAGUACUGCUGAAGAAGUUUCAUUUGAAUGGUAACAUCAUAAGAUUUCAUCCCCAGCCUCUAAAAGUUAGAAUUACUACACUGACUAAAUAAAUACAUAGGUUUCAUUUACGGAUAAUACAUGGCUCUUCAUCCGAAACCGUCAUUUCGUGUCUGCCGGACGACGACGCCACGUAAGACGAUGGACAGAGACCUCUAUACCGGGGGCGACUAAGUAUCAGUUCCAACGGUAUUUCAGAAGUGCUACGGCGUUUUUGCUACAUUCUGACCACAGUUGAUUGUGGCUGCAGCGUUCUCACAAAUCACUAGAAUGAGCCCUUCACGCAAUAUUUCUGAGCAAAAUUUAAAAAAAAAACUAAAACAAGCUAAAACCCUCGCGCAACUUGAUCUGUCAGUUGGUAAAUGAAUAAAUACUGCGCUUCAACUGCUCCAGUUCCCACUGCUUCCGUGCCGAAGAAUUCAUUUCCGGCUAAUUCGUAUCCACUCAAACGCCGGAAAUUCCAUUUCAGUUACUGAAAAGGGAACUGUAUUCUCCCAGCAGGUGAUAUUCGACAGGCGGGAAGACGAUUUUGGUGAGAAGACUGAAAAGAAAGGAAAAGUACGGCCCUGGCCCUUUCUUUUCUAAUAUCUAUUAAAUAUUUAUUUAUUUAUUGGUUACUGGAGUGGCUGUAGAACGAAUUUUAAAAAGACGAUAUAAUGUUCACCGUACGCAAUCUUUGGUUACGACUUCCUUUUUCUCUCAUGUAGAGCGACUACCACUAACAUUACAUUAGUUAGGUCAGAGUUCCUGUAUAAGAAGGAAAUGACUGUGGUUGCGUUCCUUUUGACCAAUCUAAAUCCGGAUUUGCGACCCAGAACACACAGUUUGAUUUAUCGUUCUGUUAAAAUGACUCUGUUAAAAACUAAACCCAUCUUAGACGUUCAGAUUGGUAUCUUAAUCUGGUUUCAGAUUUUCGUUCCAUUUAAGAAACUGUUUUUCGAUCGCUAAAAUGUGCUCAUUCAUUGUUAAACAUGGCUAGUCAAGGUCAGUUCAGGCGAAAGUUCUUUUUACUCGUCCGUUGUUCUUUGCCGCUUAAGGAUUGAAGUAUAACAACUUUAGAUCCGUAAAGAAAGGAAAACGCUUGGACUCACCGUAAAAUGUCCGAUGUGUGUGUUUGGAGCGCCCCUCACUCAUGUUGAGAUUUUGUAGUUGUCUUUUGAGCUUGUUUGGUUCAACUUCCAGAUAUUUUCAAGCGAGGCCCAGUAUGAACCACAUAGCCUGAUUCUCAGACGUACGCGUCCGAGGUCGUUCGCGGCCGGAAGCGAAGGGGCUGCGAACGACCUCGUACGUCUGAGAAUCAGGCCAUCCCUUCCAUCGCUUCACGAGAAGACGCUUAAUUUAGCGCGGAAAAAAUAAAAAUCGAUGCGAGGAAAUUGAGAAGAAGAUCAGUGCAGCAAACCAGCUAUUGUAUGGAUCAAUUCUUCAGAUUUUGUUCCGGCUAGCACGAAAAUCCAAACUAUCUGGAUUGUCUAAAUCCAAAUGGGAAAGCAACCUGAUAUGGACCUGCGCGGUAAAAAGGCGAGCAUCUUUGUUUUGAAGACGUAGGACGCGUAAAUAUAUAGCUGGUUCCCAGUACCGCGCGGUCAUUACAAAGUGUAGAGCCAAACCGAACCCGCGAGUGGAAACAGCAAAUGAAAGACCUCUUAUUAAAGAAACAAACGCCUUCCCAUCAGCGAGCAAGAAUGGCAGAGAAACGUCACCAUAUGAACUUCUGUCACAAUAUAAAACAGUUUCAUGAGAAAGAAAGCAGUGAACGUCAAUUUUACGAUUUUACAAUCAAAGACAAAGAUGGCGCCGAAGUUCAAUCUCACAAGUUUAUUCUCGCCUCACAGAGUGAGUAUUUCGCUGAUCUCUUUAGCACCCACCCAAAUGCCAGUGAAACAACUUUUGAAAAUUUUGGACUCGACGUGAUCAAGCCAUGCAUCGACUAUUUGUACAAUCACGAAAUUGAACUCACGAGAGACAACGCCAUGGACGUUCUAAAGUUUGCGGAUAAAACCGCUCUAACAGUGGUGCGUGACAAUUGCGUUGACUUUAUUAUUAAGCAUAUCGACAGAUCGAAUUAUUCGCUGGUGAUCGAAGUUGGUAAAAAAGGGGGAAUAGAUGAGAUGGUUGAAGCGGCGGUGAUGUUCGUUGUAAAAAACCUCACAGGAACUAUUGAAAGCCUUGACGAUUUAACCAAGGAAAUGAUAACAACGAUUGCUUGUAGGCAGCAACAGCGAGUGACAGUUAUGACCCAAGAGCAGUGGAACAUUAGCAUAGUAAAGCAAUUACUGACAGAUUCAAACGAGGAACUUAUAUCGAGCUUCGAAGCACGAGGAUCUUCCGUGUACAGAAACAAUUCAGAUCUGUGGGGGCCGAAAUUUGCUAUUGAUGGCGAAAUGUCGGAUAGUGACUAUUUAUACUUUCAUUCAGAGUUAGAAAUGUAUCCGUGGCUGGAAGUGAAAUUCCCUUCUCCUGUUUUGAUCUCUUACGUAGCCAUUAUAAACCGUAAAAAUGGUUUUUGGGCAAGGCUUAGAAAUGUGGAAAUCAGGGCUGGAAUGACACCCGUUCCCGAUGAAUUCACAGCACAUGAGAAUGGAAACCGAAGGAACAAAGAGAUCCAAGUUAAUUCUCGUUGCGGAUACUAUAAGGGGCCUGCUAACAGAUUCAUAAACAAGGGACAUAUUGUCAAGUUUGAAAAGCCUACACUCGCACAGUACAUUACAUUUCAGAUUUUAGAAGAAGGAUACCUUCAGAUAAACGGUCUUAGAAUUAAUGGC
Porites lobata is the source of this 6152-nucleotide messenger RNA. The record is from the annotation of a GenBank genome assembly. Lineage: Eukaryota; Metazoa; Cnidaria; Anthozoa; Scleractinia; Poritidae.